GGGAGCGCAGGGGUGGCGCUAGGGAGGCGGGAAAGGAGACCGCGGGACUGCCCUUCCGUAGCCAGCCGUUGUGAGCUGGUAGGGUCGGCUCAGGCGCCGUUAUGUCUGGCAAGGGCAAGCCCUUGUCUAGCUGCAGCUGCCCGGAGCUGGCCGUGGGGCAGCGAGGCGGCGCGGGCGGCCGAGGUGCUACAGCCCGACUGCCCCCGGAGGAGUCUGAGGAGCAAGGAAGGGGCCGCAGGGCUAACCCCAGACUGGGGGACCCUGCCAUUGUCAAGUCCCCCAGUGACCCCAAGCAGUACAGGUAUCUCACAUUACAAAAUGGCUUGUGUGCACUACUGAUUUCGGAUGGAAAUAACAUGGAUAGUGUUCCUUCUGAGGAGUCUUUGGAAUGGGAGGAUAAUGAUGAAAUCGAGAUUGAAACUGAUGAAGAUGAUGACUCGGUAGCAGAGAUGGAAGAGGACAAGGAAAAUUAUGAAGAUGAUGAUGGUGAGGAGGAGGAUCCCAAUAAUUCUGAUGAUAUGGAAAUGGAAGAACUAACAGGAAAGAAAGAAGCAAAUAAGAGAAAUGGAACAGAGAAGCUGUCUGCAGCUGCUCUUUGUGUUGCUGUUGGCAGUUUCUGUGAUCCUGAGGAUCUGCCUGGGUUGGCACAUUUUCUGGAGCACAUGGUAUUUAUGGGCAGUUUGAAGUAUCCAGAUGAGAAUGGGUUUGAUGCAUUCCUGAAGAAACAUGGGGGCAGUGACAACGCUUCAACUGACUGUGAAAGGACAGUCUUCCAUUUUGAUAUCCAGCAGAAAUACUUCAAAGAAGCACUCGAUAGGUGGGCACAGUUCUUCAUUCACCCACUAAUGAUCAGGGACGCUAUUGAUCGUGAAGUUGAGGCUGUUGAUAGUGAGUAUCAACUAGCAAGGCCAUCUGAUGCAAACAGGAGGGAGCUGCUACUUGGAAGCCUUGCCAGACCUGGGCAUCCAAUGAAAAAGUUUUUCUGGGAAACUUUGGAUACUUUGGAGAAGUGGGUGAAGGAACUCUUUUCACAGAUUCCAAAUAAUGGUUUAUCCAAACCGAACUUUGGCCAUCUGACACAGCCUUUUGACACACCUGAAUUUUACAAGCUUUACAGAGUUGUUCCAAUCAGAAAUGUUCAUUCACUGAGCAUUGCCUGGGGACUACCACCACAGGAGAGACAUUACAGGGUGAAGCCACUUCACUAUAUCUCCUGGCUGGUAGGACAUGAAGGCAAAGGCAGUGUUCUUUCCUUUCUUCGGAAAAAAUUUUGGGCUCUUGCGUUAUAUGGGGGAAAUGGUGAGACAGGAUUUGAACAGAACUCCACCUACUCUAUAUUCAGCAUUUCUGUGACAUUGACUGAUGAAGGUUACAAGCACUUCUAUGAGGUUGCGCAUGUUGUGUUCCAGUAUCUGAAAAUGUUGCAGAAAAGAGGGCCAGAUAAAAGAAUUUGGGAAGAGAUUCAGAAGAUUGAAGCUAAUGAAUUUUAUUUCCAGGACCAGGCUGAUCCAAUUGAUUAUGUUGAAAGUCUUUGUGAGAACAUACAUAUCUUUUGUAAGGAGGACUUUUUGACAGGCGAUCAGCUUCUGCUUGAAUACAAGUCUGAAAUCAUUGCUGAUGUCCUUAACCAGCUCUGCCCUCUGAGAGCAAACCUUGUUCUGUUGUCUGCUGCCAGUGAAAGAGAAUGUCAUCUAAAGGAGAGAUGGUUUGGGACACAGUACAGUGUGGAGGAUAUUGACAAAUAUUGGAGUGAUUUAUGGGCCAGUGACUUUCAGUUAAACCAGGACUUGCACUUUCCUGAAGAAAACAAAUAUAUAGCCACUGACUUCGCUCUGAAGGCAUCUGAUUGCCCUGACACGGAGUACCCAGUCAAAAUUCUGAGUACACAACACGGCUGUGUGUGGUACAAGAAGGACAAUAAAUUCAAAAUCCCCAAAGCUUACAUAUGUUUCCAUCUGAUCUCCCCACUGAUACAGCAGUCUGCAAAGAGUAUGGUACUUUUUGAGACUUUUGUAAAUAUCCUUUCUCACAACCUUGCUGAACCGGCAUAUGAAGCCAGUGUUGCUCAGUUGGAAUAUAAACUGGUAUCUGGAGAGCAUGGUUUAGUCAUUCGAGUGAAAGGAUUCAAUCAUAAACUACCUCUGCUCUUUCAGCUCAUCAUUGACCACUUGUCUGACUUCAGUUUUACUCCAGCGGUUUUUGAGAUGAUAACAGAGCAGCUAAAAAAGACUUACUUUAAUAUUCUGAUCAAGCCAGAGAUGCUGGCCAAAGAUGUGCAUUCUUUAAUUUUGGAGCAUGGCAAGUGGUCUAUGAUAGAUAGAUACAGGAGAUUAAUGAAGGGCCUUUACACUGAGUCCCUCUCAUCCUUUGUUAAGGGCUUCAAAUCACAUCUAUAUGUGGAGGGGCUAGUGCAAGGAAACGUCACAAGCAGAGAAUCAAAGGAUUUUCUGAAUUAUGUUGUUCUAAAACUGCAAUUCUUUCCCUUGCCACACCCAUGUCCUGUUCAAUUUCGGGUGGUAGACCUGCCAAACACACACCUACUCUGCAAGGUGAAAACCCUUAACAGAGGUGAUGCCAACUCUGAAGUGACAGUCUAUUAUCAGUCUGGGGCUAGGAGUUUAAGAGAAUACACCCUUAUGGAGCUGCUUGUGAUGCACAUGGAGGAGCCUUGCUUCAACUUCCUACGAACCAAGCAAACCCUUGGCUACCAUGUGUACCCUAAAUGUAGAAAUACAUCUGGGAUUCUUGGGUUCUCUGUUACCGUAACCACACAAGCAACCAAGAACAACUCUGAAUUAGUUGACAAGAAAAUAGAAGAAUUUCUUUUGUACUUUGAGGGGAAAAUGAGGCUUCUAACUGAAAAAGCAUUCAGGACUCAGGUCAGUGCUCUAAUACAUAUUAAAAAAUGUGAAGAUUCCUAUCUUGGAGAAGAGGUGGAUAGAAAUUGGAAUGAAGUAAUGUCUCAGCAGUAUCUUUUUGACAGACUUGCCUAUGAGGUUGAAGCACUACAAUCACUAACUAAAUCAGACCUUGUUGACUGGUUCCAAGCUCAUAGAGGCAAAGAGAGGAAAGCACUCAGUAUACAUGUGGUUGGAUUUGGUAAACAAGAAGGCGACUCAGAUGUUCAGCAGUCCUUACCUGGUGAAAUAUAUCAACUCACAUUCUUACCCCCUUCCUCCUAUAUGAAGAAUACCUCUUACAUCAGGGACAUUAGAAAUUUCACAUUAAUGCGUAACUUCCUCCCUUACCACAAGAUAUUAAAAUAAAUUAUAGUUGUUUUCCCGUGCAUUUAAGUGUAGUUUAAGUAAUUUUCAGUUUGAGAACACAGUGAAUCAUUUAGCCUCACUAAAUGAAUUUGUAUUUUCAGCAGUGGUAGAUGAGUUCUUCCCUUAUUUUAAUGAAGAUUUGCAGCAUUGCACAUCCACUUUGCUCUCUCCCACUCCUCCUCUGAAAUCUGAAACAAAUUUAUUUUUAACAGUUGUUAAUGGAAAGUAUAACUCCUGUCCCCAUUCUUAACAUACUUCAAGACAUUUUCCCUCCCUUGUUUUUUUUAUUGUGUUCUUAUUGUGUUCAAUACAACAUGCUAUGUAAACUUAAAACAUUAAUAAUCUCUAGUCUUUAUAUUUUAGACACACUAUUUCAGAGAUCUCUUUGAACUCUUCAUUACGCUGCAAAGGUACUUGUAAGAGCCUUAAAGAGAUACUGCACCAUAUCAGCAAAUUUCCGUACUUAAAAUUUGCUUUCAAACAGCUUUUUAACCAGUGGGCCGUCUCACAGCCCAGAAUAGCCUCCAUCCAUUCUUGCACUAGCCAUGUCCCCAACACAUCCUUACACCAGUGUCUGCACAGGGAGGCAGCAUAGGACCAUCUGCGCUGCUGGAGCAAUUCCCCAGGGGGCAUUUUGGCCUCCAUUAUGCUAUGAGAGCAGCAUAAAGGGAUCAUAAUGGCACCUUGUGAAAUAAUUUUUAUCUGUGCAAAAGGAUUGCAAAGUCGGUGUAAAAUGCUACAGAUCAGAAUGGUAGCAUAUUACUUCCACUUUGCAUAGGGGAGACGACACAAUGUGUCAGGCAGCAAAGAAACAGGCCCUAAGCAUUUAAAUCAUGGUUACAGCUUUAUUUUCUAGUUUAGAAAUGAUAGAAUGACUUAUCUGAUUUCAUGCCAUCUGUGGGAUUAGCAAAACCAGAGAGACUAAUAAACAGCAAAUAUGACAAAUUAAUGAUGCAGAAGUAAUGUGCAGACAAUUCAGGCAACUUAAUUAUGACAGUCAUUGCUAACAGCUAAUAAAUAGACUGAAUGUUAGCUCUAAUGCAGAUUAUCAUCCAAUUGUCUCAUUGUACAGUUGACUACAACAAUUUUCACACUCCACCUAACCUUUUUAUUGUAAGAAACUCCCUACCAUCAAAACUCACUAUCCUUUACAUAAACAUAUUAGCCUUCCUCCUGCUGCUCAUUGUCUUAACACUGAACUCACCGUUCAGAUCAGGUUCAGUGUUUAGACCAAAAUUAUACCUGGAAGUACCAACAGUUUAGAAGGGAGCUCUGGAUUAUAUGAGAAAAAUGUAUAGGGUCAGAGAUUUUUCACUUAGCUGGCACUAAUUGUCUCUUUGUUGGGCGCACUUUCAGCAAAGGCCAGAGACUGAAUGAGUCGUGAAAUAGACUUAUCAGUUCAUCCGUAGAAGUGUUUCUUCCCCGUAGUAUAGGGAAGCUGUAAAUGUAAGUUGUAUAGCUCCACAUAAACCGGUGGUCCUUAGACAAGGGUGUGGAAGUACUGAACCAACCUGGAGUUAUGGAAAACAUUUUAGCUCCCUCCUUUCCCUGAUCAUGUAUGAUCCAGCAAUAUAACUGGUUUCAGAGUAGCAGCCGUGUUAGUCUGUAUUCGCAAAAAGAAAAGGAGUACUUGUGG
Messenger RNA from Chelonia mydas (Green sea turtle), 4902 nucleotides. RefSeq names its product nardilysin. Gene Ontology annotation, molecular function: metalloendopeptidase activity; metal ion binding. Lineage: Eukaryota; Metazoa; Chordata; Testudines; Cheloniidae. The coding region runs from base 102 to 3266 and encodes 1054 amino acids. The record is from RefSeq and is a predicted model, not a curated record. The transcript is spliced from 30 exons. Gene Ontology annotation, biological process: proteolysis.